AUGGAGCGCGAUGCCAAUUCGCCCAGCCACGGCCGCAAGUACAAGAGCCGCAAGGAACGGCCGUGCGAUGCUUGUCGGCGAAGGAAAGUCUGCUGCAUCAGAGAGCCCGGAGAUGGCGCCUGUUCGCUCUGUCGUAUGCAGAACUCUUCUUGUAGAUACGACAAAGGCCCAACUUCACGACGGCGACGACCUGCUUCGGGACCUCCCGUGACCGAGGACGCGGAGAGCUCGUCUUCCGUCUUCCUUCGCCGCCAUGGCUCCCGUGAUCGACGGGAGUCGCUCAUCACAACCACCACACCGGGCUUCUCGGCUGCCACGGGAGGCGAAUGGAUCAGCCAAUAUGUAGGGCUAUCCGGAGACCAGGAUCCAUUCGUCCUGCGCCACAGCAACUUCAACCGCUCCAACUAUUACAAGAGUGAUGAUUGGGCCUGCCUUCGGGUGAGAAGCGAUGGAGCAUUUCCCGCCAUCUUCACCUUGGUUCCAGACUCGCACUUAGACGCAAGACCUCCACACUACCCUGACAGCAGCUUGCUAGAUGAGGCAUAUCCGCUCCACCACGAGCUUCUGACUACCUACUUCGAUGUCAUCCACACCUCAUAUCCCCUGCUGGAUCCGACUCGGUUUGUAAAAGGGAACAAGAUUGAUCUCCCGCUGCUGGCAGCCAUGUACAGCUUGUCAUUGCCCUACUGCCCGGCGGCAAGAGACCUUUCGUACGGCGCCAUCAACUCGUUCGCUUUCCAGGCCUUGCCUAUAGAAUCGCGCAUGCCUCGUCUAGAGACCAUUGAAGCUUCCCUUUUGUUUCUGCAGCGCCACACCCAGAUCCAUCGAGCGCCGACGACUCCCGGCCUGUAUGCCGAGUUAGGUGCCCUUGUCGGGAUAAGUCAUGACGCCGGCCUCAACAUUGACCCUUCAUCUUGGGAUCUUUCGACUGCCGAUCGCAGCCGACGAAAGCGGCUCUGGUAUGCGGUCUUCAUCGCCGACAAGUGGUCCGCGCUAGGACUCGGGAGGCCUUCAUAUAUCCACGAUGAUGAAUGCAACGUGCCACUCCUCACCGUCGACGACAUACCGGCAGAGACAGUGGGCAAGGAUGGUCUACCAAGAACAUCAUCUCAGAUGUUUGUCGCAAUCGCGGCCCUUACACAAAUUCUGUCCGCUAUCCUGACGACUUUCUACACGCUGAAGGGCGCGGAACACUCGGCGCUGUCUACAGUGGAAGAGCUGGCCCGUGUCAAAGGGUUCUUUGAGCUGCAGCUGCACGACUUCCAAGCCCGCUACAUGGCACCCUUUGCAAACAUUACAGAUGUAUUCCUGGACCCCACGGGUAAGUUCUAGUCUUGUUCACUAUCCAUGCCACCGAUUCUUGGUUCGUUGGUGCUUCAUAGAGCCGCAACUUGUCACCGUUCCGAAACAUGAAUGCAUAGUCUCCCAGUGGGACGAGAAUUUGCGUCUGAAACACGACCUGAUCAAUCAUAGGCACACUCUUCCUAGCGUAUUACACAGUCGAGAUUGUGCUCUGUCGCGCACUCCUCCGCUGUCUCCCACCGACUGACCCGAAUUGUCUCCAGCUCCGCGAGAGAGCAAGGCAGCUCGUGAUGUCCAUAUCCAAGCUCCUGGAGAAUCUCCAAGUCACUCGCCUGCGGGCUUUCUGGUGGAGCCCCAUCUCCCGCAUCAAUUUCGCCAUGGCUGGGGGGUUCAUGUUCUCGAUGCUGCUCUCGUCGGUGACGGACGAGGAGGUGGAAUGGUGGUCCGCCGAACUCUCCCGCUACAGGCGGCUCUUGGAUAUGCAGAGCCUGGCAUUCGACACCACCAAGUUGGCUGCUGCUCGGAUGAGUGCGCUUGCGAAUGUUAAUCAGGCACGAGCGCCAUCGGACGCUACGACGGGUCGCGUCGAUCCGAAGCAGGCCUUUUGUCGGGAUUUUGGUGUGGAGCUGAAUACCUUGUGA
Molecule: messenger RNA, 1943 nt
Organism: Lecanosticta acicola
Lineage: Eukaryota; Fungi; Ascomycota; Dothideomycetes; Mycosphaerellales; Mycosphaerellaceae
Source: the annotation of a GenBank genome assembly